AUGAAGGCGGCUCAGUUUCAUGGACGGGGUGACAUUCGGGUUGAUCAAGUCGAGGAGCCGCGAUGUGGCAAGGGGCAAGUGAAGAUGAGACCUGCCUACGUGGGAAUCUGUGGAAGUGAUCUCCAUGAAUUCACCGCUGGCCCUGUCUUGAUCCCCGAGGAACCGCACGCUAUCACAGGCACAAAGUAUCCGGUCACGAUGGGCCACGAAUUCAGCGGCAUCGUCGAAGAGGUCGGAGAGGACGUCACACGCCUCUCGCCUGGCCAACGGGUAGCCGUUCGGCCUACAAUCUUCGACCGGACGUGUUCCGCUUGCAAGAUGGGGUUGGAAUAUUGCUGCGAGAAUAUCGGAUUCAUCGGGCUGAGCGGAUAUGGCGGUGGCAUGGCAACCCACGUUGUAGCCCCCGUCGAGCAUUUCUACCUACUCCCCGACACAUUAUCGCUGGAGGUUGCGGCGCUGAUCGAGCCUCUAGCGGUAGCAUGGCAUGCCGUCAGCAUCUCGCCCUUCCAAGCCGGCGAUAAUGUCCUAGUUCUAGGUGGGGGGGCAGUAGGGAUCGGCGUGGUGCAAGUUCUGAAACUGCAGGGAGCGAAGAACAUCAUCGUCGCCGAGCUGAUGGAGAACCGAAAGAGACUCGCGCAAGAAUUCGGUGCCACCGUCAUUGUUGACCCGCGCGAAGACGAUCUCACCCAAACCGUCCGCUCGAUCACCGCCGGGCAAGGUGCAGACAUCGUCUUCGAUGCCGCGGGCGUGGAGAGCGCCCUGAACAGCGCGAUCCCGGCGUGUCGCACCCACGGGACGAUUGUCAACAUCGCCGUGUGGGAGAAACAGCCGGCCAUACGGGUGAAUGAGCUGAUGUACAGCGAGAUCAUGUACAUGGGGGCUGCGUUGUACGACGAGAGCGCUUUUGUCGAUGUGAUAGAGGCAUUGAACAAUGGCCAAUUGAAGCCGGAGAAGAUGAUUACCAACAAGAUCAAGCUGGAUGACGUGGUUGAGAAGGGAUUCGAGGCGCUGGUCGAACACAAGGACCGGCAUUGCAAGAUUCUUGUUGAUGUGCAGGCUGGUUGA
Molecule: messenger RNA, 1065 nt
Organism: Penicilliopsis zonata CBS 506.65
Lineage: Eukaryota; Fungi; Ascomycota; Eurotiomycetes; Eurotiales; Aspergillaceae
Exons: 5
Coding region: 1-1065 (354 amino acids)
Biological process (GO): butanediol biosynthetic process
Cellular component (GO): cytoplasm
Molecular function (GO): (R,R)-butanediol dehydrogenase activity; zinc ion binding
Source: RefSeq, a predicted model, not a curated record